Messenger RNA from Zootoca vivipara (common lizard), 3931 nucleotides. Lineage: Eukaryota; Metazoa; Chordata; Lepidosauria; Squamata; Lacertidae. The record is from RefSeq and is a predicted model, not a curated record.
UGAAGAGCGUGCUGGUCCUUUUCCUCUCCCCAGCUCUGAAGAUCAUUGCUGUUCAGUCAGUGCACUCUCAUGCACGAUGGACCUGAUAGAUGUGCUGCUAAUGACCCUUUCCUUAAUGGCGAUCAGAAAAGUCCAGGCAAAGCCAACCGGGUCUCCUGCCAUUGGAAAUAGCACUGAAGGCAGCCCAACUGCAGAGCCAGAAACACGGAAGCUACGUUUGGUGGAUGGAAGAAGCAACUGUUCCGGCAGGGUGGAGGUUGAAUAUAACGGUACCUGGGGCACCAUAUGUGAUGACAACUGGGACCUGGCUGAUGCUGGCGUUGUGUGCCGGCAACUGCAUUGCGGUUGGGCUCUUCAGGCUCCUAUUGCCUCUCAUUUCCAGAAGGGGACAGGCCCCAUCCAUUUGGAUGAAGUGAAGUGCUUGGGGAAUGAGUCUUUUUUGUGGGACUGUCCAUUCGAGAGGAACCAUGACUGUGGACACAAGGAAGAUGCCGGUGUAAUAUGUUCAGAGCACCAGGAGUGGCGGCUGUCAGAAGGGCUAGAUGCUUGUGCCGGCCGAGUGGAGGUUUAUUACCGGGGCACCUGGAACACUGUGUGUGAUGGUAACUGGUACCAGAAUGAGGCUGAUGUGCUCUGUCACUCAUUGAACUGCAGUCAGAAGGCCUCAGUCACGAGAGUGCCUUUCAACCACACGCUGAUGGGCAAGAUGUUCUAUGACUGCUUUGGAACGGAAAAGUCACUCGCCAGCUGCACCUGGCUCUACAACAAUAGCAAUGUGUGUGCUGCCCAGUUUGCAGCUGCUGGUGUGAUCUGCAAUGGCUCACAGGGUUUGGCGGGCCCUGCAAACACACAAGCGACAGAAGCAGUGACUCCAGUCUCCCACCUGACCAGUCCACGUUGGACUGCACCUGAGAACUUAGAUGUUCGACCAUCAUACCAGAUACUGCAAAUUCUCUGCAUCGUCCUGGGUCUUCUCCUUUUCUUGGCCAUUCUGACUCUAAUUGUCACCGUUUUGCGACACAGGCGAAGGGAAAACGGUACCAUUGAUAGUGCCAAUCCCUGUGCCUCAACAGCUGCCCCCAUCCUUCUAAAUCACAGCAUGCAAGUCUCAGCCACUCGAACACGCAACAACUAUCAGCAAGUCCCCACAAGCCUCCCCAAAGAAGAAGCAACGGCAGUGCUGCCAACACCCCUUAGUGAAGACUCUGAUUCCGACUACGAACACUAUGAUUUCAACAGCAAACCACCUGUGCAACUGUCUACCUUCUACAAUUCUCUUCGAAACCGAGUGACUGAUGAAGACCCUCCCCGUUACAAUUUUGCAAUGCCAGCUAUGCACGAGGAGGGGGACAACAAGCACCCCACUUCAGAGGCCUAUCCACAGGCAGGUGAGAGCCUUUCUGUACCUUUCUGGAGUCCAUGGUUUUCUCCAGCAGGACCUGCAGCUGAAGACAGUGACAGCACCUCUUCUGGAGACGCAGACUGGUAUGAGAACAUCCAGAAACCAGAGCAACAGGAAAGCCAUCCAGGAAACGAGCCUUCCUUUGGAGGUUCGACAACUUCCCCAAGACCUUUGGUGAACUGCAAGGCUGGGCCUGGGAACAGCUCAUUUGACAGCAGCAGCGAUUAUGAUGACAUGUGGGCCUAAAGGGCGGGGAUGCAGCUGGGAUGAUGCUGUUCCAUCUGUCGUCAGCAACGCCUCCAUCAGAAACAGCCAAGGGUGAUGGCAAGGCUGAGAACGAAAGCAACCUACCUGUUCCCAUAGUCUGGGCCUCAAGGAUCCAGCAUUUUGGAAGAAGACCAAUUCCCACAAAGAUACAUGGGAGAUACUCCAUUCCCAGGACCAACUAGAAAUUUGUUGCAGUCACAGAGCCGUGUGUUUAUUCUGCCUGAGAUUUCCAACUUGUGCUAUUGAGAAAAUAACUAUGGGGGGGGGGGGUGAAGAAAAGAACUGAGGUCUCAGAUAGAUUUCCUUUCCCCAGUUUGUAUGGCCAGCCGGCAGUGCACUGUCACAAAACAGUUGAUACACUGAUAUUCCUACAGCCUCAGCAGGCUGACUUCUAGCUUCAAAAUCCAAGCAGCUGAGGCAGAAGCUUCCAGCAAUAAGCACUGGCCAGUCCCUUGAAUGGUGUUACAUCACCAACACAGACUUCCCCUGAGGUGCUACCAAGGAUGGGGCUAAAACAAAGUCCUCGCUCUAGGAACCAGAGCCUCUCUGACAAUUUCUUCCUUGGGGAGAGCUCUUAGUUAAAUGCUAGGGUUUCUUGCAUAAGGAUGGGAUGCUUUCAUGAUGGGGUUAGUCAAAGCUAUUCCACCUGAAGUAAGCCAGAACUGCUGUUCCAGGGGCUCUGCUUUCCUCCUCACUGUGGGGAAUGGAGCACUGAUUGCUGGGACUUGCCCCAACUCACAGCAAUUUUAGCUUUAUGCUCUGGGGCAUGUAAAGGCCUGUGAGCUCCUGAGAUGAAAGGAGGACAGCAGUUCCUUUGGCUACGGAAGCAAAUUUGGGGAAGAACCAGAGUUCAGCUGGCAGCAAAGAGCUUUGCAUGCAGUCAGGCCCAGAUGCAGUCCUUGGUGUCUCCAGUUCAAAGCAUCUCAGGUAACUAGGCUGGGAAGGACCUUGGCUACGUAGACACCCUGGAGAGUUGCUGAUGCUAGGCUAGAUGGACCAGCGUUCUGACUAGAUAUAAGGCAGCUUUGUGUAUGGUCUAAGGCCAGGGCUGAGAAACCUGUGGGCCACUGAAGAACUCUGACUGCCAGCCAUGCUGGCUGGGGCUGAUGGGAACCCUGCAACUUCCAGAAAGCCACACACAGCAAUGACAGCUGCUCUAUGUGUCUGGGAGUAUACUGUCUGGGUUAACUGUAAGGCCCCCCCAAAGCACUUUGUGUUGCACUGUAGCCAGGACUGGAAGCAUCGAAUGGGAGGAAUGAAUGUAUCUGAUGAAACCCAAGCACAGGCACCUUCUAUUUAGUAAGAGAGUUGCAUUCUACUGAAGCAGGGAUCAAAUUCGUAUUACUCAUCCCAGCAUGGUAAGGUAGACGGUGGCACUUUUGUAAUGAUGGCAAUUUGAAUAUCUGCUUUUCAUUCUCCUUACAGAUUUUGGAAUUGGAGGUGCAGCCUGUGAGGGAGGGGUAGGGGGCUACUGGGCACCCAGAAGCCAUAAUCAAGAGCUAGGCAGCGACUACUGUUUGGGCUCUACCAGUCUCUGGCACUCGUUGUCUGUGAGGUUCUCAAAGGCUCUGGCUGGUCCAUGUCUCUUCUAGAUCUUCAUAAGAGAGUCUUAAGUAGAGCAAUCCUGAUUUACGUCUAUGCUAGAGCAGGGAGGCAUUCCAGAGAUUGGCUUGUAGAGUCAUCCCCACAUCCAUUGCUAUGCCAUUAUUGCUGCAGGCAGUGCGGGAGAUGGGGGCAUCCUGUUUGUCUUCCCUCCCAUUAACUACAAUAGAGGGGGUUAAUUGCACCAGCCCCAGGGGCUGCUGUGGUGUUUCUCCAUUUCUGUGGAUGUGUUGGGGAAAAUGUGGCAUAUCUGUGUCUAUGUCCAACUUGUCCUGUUUCCACUCCCACCAGCGGAACAUCUGUGCUCUUCACUGGUGUUCCAGGGCCUUUCUAGCAAUCUAAUGCCAUUCUGCCAGCAAAAUUCUGUCUCUGCCAGCAGAGAGAGACUUCAUGUUAUGCCAUUUUCCAAGGCUCCUCAGCCAGCUCUAUGGUGGGGUUAGGUUUCUUCCCUUUGUUGAAAAAUGAAAUGUGCUUUGAUGUCUACGCAUAAGAAUGAAAAGAGUGAAUGUGACAAAUGUGUACCGUGCAUGCUAUUUAUUUUAUAAUAAAAAUAUUUUUUAUGCUGCAUUUCAUCAAAAAGGGAUUCCACAGCAUUUUACAACAGGACCAACAAUAAAAAUUCACACAAAAUUUAAAAAGAGAGAGGCAAUCAAACAGCAA